AUGCCGCCUGCUGGGGUCUCAUUGGGCAUCCAGGCCACCGGACAGAACACAUCUUCGCUGCCGCUGACGGUCCAUGCCGGCGACCUCCACUUCACAAAGAUCACUCCUGCCUCCAACCCCUUCACCUGUGCCUUGAGCGACGCUGAUUCCUUCCAGAGUCUUGGUGAAGGCGUGGCCACCUCUGGGCAGGACUACCCCAUCGACCCCGACCGAAAGGCGAGCACGGAGAUCUUCACUGAUCUCUGCUCCGGCAUGUGGACCAGCUGCGGCGUCCUCUCCAAUGAUGAACAGGGUGCGCUGGGGUGUGGCUUGGCCUACGCCAAUCUCACGUCCACCGCCACUCCGCGACUGGUCUCCAACCUCACCAACGCGUCGGCAAUCUUCUGCGGCGCCCUCUUCAACUGUGCUCUCCUCAAAUCCGGCCGUGCAUACUGCUGGGGCGCUGGAAUUGUGGGCCAAUUGGGGAACGGUGGAUCUGGCGUUGUGAGCAGCAUUACGCCAGUGCAAGUGGCCUCCAGCGCUCUGCCCAUCAUUGCGCUCAGCACCGGAAACAACCACGCCUGCCUCAUCUACUCGGAUUCUGGAGGCAAGUUGGGGAUCAACAACACCACACUCCCGUUUUCUGCGUUUCCGCAGCACAGUGUGGCCGGGCUCUACAAGCAGGUGUCGUGUGGCUCCUCUUCUACGUGUGCCAUUGGCACAAACGACAAGGUCUACUGCUGGGGAUCCUCUGAAAUCCUGGGACCUGAAAGCCCUGCGGCCGCCCCGGUGCUCAUUGAUGGCUUGCCCGGCUCCGUCCAGCACACUAACACCGGCCAGGACGUGGCUUGCGCCCAGACAACUGGUGGCACCGAGUACUGCUGGGGCACAGCACUCUAUGGCGAGCUUGGCCGCGGCAUCGUGUCCUCGGGAUCGGUCGUGGUGCCCCAGUCGGGCAAUUCUCUGUGCGGCCUGCUGGUCGCGCCCUCGCCCUCACCCUCGCCGUCGGCCGUGCCCAUCCCCCAGGCGCCCUUCGUGAAGCCCGUCUUCGACGACGUCGUUCCGCAAGUCAAGCUUCUGCCCGUUGACCAAGAGGGCGUGGUGGGCAAGCCCGAUGACGGCGCUCUGUUCUCGUUCGUUUCUGUCGAAGAGGUGUCGACCAAUGGCGUUGAGCGAAGCUUCUCGCUCGUGCAAGGACACGCUUCCAACAUCAAAGCUCAUGUGCGAUGCUCCAACAACGCAAUCACAACCACCACGCCAGCGCUCUGGGUGGCGGACAGCUUCGUUCCGGUGGGCGGGGGCGAUGCAACCACGGCCGUGGGAUACAAGAGCGAACUUUCCAACAACGUGACCGUGCGCUACAGCUUCUUCUCCUACAACCGCUCCCUCGACGUCGCCGUUGGCGACAACUUCACGUUGCCGAUGACACCCUCGUUCCUCAAGUUUUCUCUCGUCAUCACCACUUGGCCCUGGCUCGCCCCGAACAACAGCCUGAGGGUGACGCUCAAGGUGGCGCCGGCGUUCACCAGCGAGCGCACGGUGGUCAACUACCCCAAGGACGACAUGACCUCCCUUCUCCUCUCGUCUGCCAGCAGCGCAUCGUCGGUGCUGGUGCGGGUGAUCAACUUCGGCUUGGCCGGUGCCGAUGGCCGCGAGAGGGUCGGAGUGGAAACCAGCGCCAACGUCACCUCGUCGAGCCUCGUCUUCGCCGUAGACCACUUCGCCGACGACCUGGCCUACGACCCCGAUCUGUCGGUGUUGGUGGGACGACGGGGAGAGGACGGUGGCGGCGGAACCGACCUGGCGCUGAUCGUGGCCGUCUCGGUGGCGGUGCCCUUGGCCGUCUUGUUCGUGCUGGCGGUCAUCGUGGCCUCGCUCCUCAUCAUCCGCUACAGGAAAAACCGCCAAAGGAGUGCGCUCGGCGGUGUCAACUACGACGGCAGCGGCCCUGACGAACAGUUGUAA
Messenger RNA from Acanthamoeba castellanii str. Neff, 1944 nucleotides. RefSeq lists its product as uncharacterized. Gene Ontology annotation, cellular component: cytoplasm. The transcript is spliced from 17 exons. Gene Ontology annotation, molecular function: guanyl-nucleotide exchange factor activity. Bases 1 to 1944 code for a protein of 647 amino acids. The record is from RefSeq and is a predicted model, not a curated record. Lineage: Eukaryota; Discosea; Longamoebia; Acanthamoebidae.